CGUUCAGACGGUCCCGAUGAUGACGAUGAUGAUGAGAACGACGUCGACGACGAUGACAAGGAUGAUGAAGAUGGUGGCCAUGAUGAUGACUCUGAUGCUAAUAAGGAGGAUGAGGGGGGAGAGGAAGACGACGACGACGACGACGACGACGACGAAGCGGGUAGCGAGCCGCGGAGCGUGGCGACGUCUUAGUAUUUCACAGUUCCUGUUCGCUCUCACACUAACGGUGUCGUGGUGUGUCGAAGACACGAACCUGAAGUGUGCUUCGGUCACAAUCCUUACCGCCACCUCCUCCUCCUCCUCCUCCUCCUCCUCCUCCUCCUCCGUUUCCCCCUCGGAGGCGCCGCCAUCGCCUCCGUCCUUGACGUUGGAUGUUGGUAGCGGCAGUCGCACGCCGACAACUCGGUGGCUUCUGGAAGAUGAUGAUCGUAUGAUGAGUCAUUUCUCUCGCGAGCGUCGGUGGGCUGAAGAGCAGUACGUGGAUGAUGAUCACCAUCAUCGUCAGCAUCAUCGUCGCCAUCGCUCGGACCAUCGGUGGCAGCAGCUGCGGCAGCGGCAGCGGCAGCGGCAUCGGCAGCUCUUGGGCACUCCCUGCCAAGCCAACCAUUCCUUUCCAGAGUCUGAUCAUCUUGACACCAAAUUCAAUGAGUUGUCGGUACGAGCCAACCCGACGAACGACUUCAAGGCGGACUUCAACACGACUGAGGUGGAUUGGUCGGACGUGUGGUCGCUGUCGUACUCCCCUGCGGACCGGUCGUUGUUCUUCCUCUUGAGCAAUGGGCUAUGGAAAGUGGAGCCAACGGAGCCACCCGGUCCUGUCACCCGAGUGUUGGGGCCUUGGGUUCCUGCAGGAGGCCAAGGUGAUCAGAGGGCAUUCACAAUACUGGAAGAUGGGAUGGCAUUGUCGGCGGCUAAAAAUAGCACACCUCCGAACAGGAUUGCAAUAGUAGCGGAGCCGACGACCUUCCGUCUAAGUGCGUACAACGUGGACAACGGUUCGAUUCUGCUCUGGAGUCUAAGUUACAGCGACAUCACUUCCAACAAAACCAUGCUCAGUUUGGCUUGCGAUUCCAAGAAGCGCAUCUUGUACGCUUCGGCAGAGAGUGGGCUGUACCGAAUGAACCUGUCAGUGGACAGCGGGCAGACCCCGGCGUUGGAGAGGUGGAUCGUACACCCCAAUGUGAAUAUCACUGGGGUAGGGAAUUGCCCCAAGAAGGUGCUGAAAAAGGUGGAGAAUUGGAGUGAACCCUACGGGGAGCCCUACGUCAGCUCGUCCGCCAUCUCUGCCGACGGCGAGCUCUUGUACGUGGCAGGUUAUGGCGUCAUCAGCAGGGUAAACACGAGCUCCCAAGCGGUGGAGGUGGUCGCUUGCAGCGGAUCGCUACUGGACGCGGUGCUUACGAGGCCCGUAGGGCUGGCUUUGACAUCGGAUGGAUGCCAGUUAUUUGUCUCGGAUCUUGAGGAAGGAGGACUGCAUCUGGUCUCCUUCCAGUACAAGGGGGGCCCUGCAGUCAGGUUUCGAACACUAGCCAAGGCAGGUCGGCAAGUCGUAGGAAGCACCUGGACACUGUUUGGAAUGGCGAUCUCUGCGGCCGACGAGGCGCUCUAUAUAGGACGACCAUGCUACCAGAUUUGGAAGUCGUCCUCCUCCGUGUGGAGCUAUGAGAAUGGUCGGCAGCACUGGUCUAUCCGAUGCGAUGGAGGCGUGGUUCGACUGACACCAUCUGCCCGUGUGAAACAGUACUCACUGACACCAUCUGCCCCUGUGAAACAGUACCCAUUCCGUGAGAUCCGGGAUGCUUGUGACAAUUUCAGCUCUUCACGAGUGGUGGGUUCGGGGGCAGCAGCUGUUGUGUACAGAGGACAGCUCCGCAGCGGCCAAGUAGUGGCCGUCAAGAUGAUGAAAGGUGAGUUCUCAGAGUCAAAGUUCUGCCAGUUCCAGUCGGAGCUAGAUGUGCUGGGCCCACUUCAUCAUAGCCACCUGUGCAACAUCAUAGGCUACUGUGCAGAGGGCAGGAAGUCGUUGAUCAUCUACUCUCCAUUUGCAGAGGGAGGUACGCUGUAUGAGCGGCUGCACCGCUUGCCGACGGCUUGCGAGGCCACUGCAACUGAGCAUGGCCUCAGCCACAACGAGGAGUGGAACGGCAGAUGGUUUGGGCAGCAACCCGGCGGCGACGAGGUGGCCAGCGUCAACGAGCAUCCGGUGAAAAGCCAAGUGGCAGGGGUACACUGCAAUCUGAGCAGCAGCAGGAGCAGCUCCGGGUCCAGCAGCAGUACGUGGCGGCCGGCACCACUGAGCUGGCCGGAUAGAGUUUCCAUUGCGCAGCAGAUUGGUAAAGUUCUGCGCUAUCUACACGAAGAAGUAGACCCGCCGGUCAUCCACAGAGACGUAAAGAGCAAGAACGUGCUGCUGGGGGAUGCAUCCACAUGUGAAGGGGGAGAGGGUGGGGGACAGGGAGGGGACGGGGGAGUACCUAGGCGGCCGGCGGUCAGGGCUUUUCUGUCAGACUUCGGGCUGGCGAAGCUGGGGAACAGCGUUUUUGGUCAGCUGCAAUACGGCGAGACCGUUGAGACGGACCACGUCUCCGGUACAUUUGGGUACAUUGCACCCGAGUACUUCACCACAUGCCAUCUUACGACCAAGAACGAUGUUUACGCUUUCGGCGUAGUCCUCCUGGAACUGAUAACUGGCAGGAAACCGUUUGUGAGGUUGCCGUCUGCUGACUACGGGGCGAAGAAGGUGGUGGGGGUACAGUCUGUACAGAAGGAGGACGGCAAAGAGAUGCCAUUGGGAGUCGUGACUCUGGCCUUCUGGGUGACCAGAAUGCUCGGAGAGUUGCCACACCCCCUCACCUGCAGGACAUAUAAUUCAGAGACAUCAGGAAGAUCAGUCGUGCCAGAGCCGAGAAAGAGUACAAUCAAGGGCAAAACGUUUGCAGAACGUGUUCAGCAGAUUGCAGAUACGACACUCCUGAGGAGCGAUUGCGAUGUGGACUGGGUUGGUGUUUGCUCCAUGGCAGAGGUUGCCAUGGCCUGCAUCUCGGCGAGUCCGGAACUUCGACCACAGAUGAGCGUCGUGACGGAAAAGCUAACUCAGCUGAGCAUCAACGAAAAUUCCCAAGCACGGUGAUGUUGAGAGAUCCACAUAAGGAAUGUACUCACUACGCCAUCUGUCUCAAAAUGCUAAUCACCUAUGAGUUCUUUUUCUUUUGGACGGGGAGGGGGAGUGAAGAAGAGAGGAUUUCCAUUGCAAGGAGGAAAACAAAUGAGGCUGGGAAAU
Chara braunii is the source of this 3280-nucleotide messenger RNA. NCBI's taxonomy places the organism in Eukaryota, Viridiplantae, Streptophyta, Charophyceae, Charales, Characeae. The record is from the annotation of a GenBank genome assembly.